Acipenser ruthenus (sterlet) is the source of this 3174-nucleotide messenger RNA. RefSeq names its product dynein light chain roadblock-type 2. Gene Ontology annotation, cellular component: cytoplasmic dynein complex; centrosome; cytoplasm. Gene Ontology annotation, biological process: microtubule-based movement. NCBI's taxonomy places the organism in Eukaryota, Metazoa, Chordata, Actinopteri, Acipenseriformes, Acipenseridae. The transcript has 4 exons. Gene Ontology annotation, molecular function: dynein intermediate chain binding. The coding region runs from base 124 to 414 and encodes 96 amino acids. The record is from RefSeq and is a predicted model, not a curated record.
UUUGGAGUUUUAAUUGGCUAAACGAAAUGAUAUCCGUUUCCUCUUAGCAACAACAGAACAGAGAAGAGAGUUGUGAGUUGACAGUUGGUAGAGGCGAGCUUACUAUACUACAGACAGACAACCAUGUCAGAAGUUGAAGAAACAUUGAAAAGGAUCCAGUCACACAAAGGAGUGAUUGGAACAAUUGUAGUCAAUGCAGAAGGAAUCCCAAUAAGAACAACACUUGAUAACUCGACAACAGUCCAGUAUGCAGGGCUGCUCCAUCAGCUCACAAUGAAAGCUAGAAGUACAGUAAGAGACAUUGACCCACAGAAUGAUCUGACCUUUCUCCGGAUCCGGUCAAAGAAACAUGAGAUUAUGGUAGCACCAGACAAAGAAUACUUGUUGAUUGUCAUUCAGAACCCGAGUGAAUAGCUUCUUACGUUGGAGCUGAUUUGUUUCAAGGAAACACUGACCACUGAAACUCCUGUGGGAUUGUGUAACCUUAUAUUUCACAUUCUGCACUGAAUAGUGUAAUUAUCAAUAAGUUGUAUUCGUUACCUGGUGUACUCAGUAAGACAAAUCUGUCAUAAGUUUUUUUUCUGUUACUUGCUUAUUCAUUCACAUGUAAAAAAAAAAAUCCUCAAUGCCAAGAAGGAAAGGGCCAGUAAAAAAAAAAAAAAAAUUAAAAGGAAAAACCUGAGUAUUUAUUAUUUAUUUUUUUAAUGUAACUGAACAUGUUUCUUCUUAUUAGUAGGGAUGUUGGUGCCGAUUAUGAAUACAAUACCAUAAUCUGUAAGUUUCACUGUCAUUAUUAUUAUUAUUAUUAUUAUUAUUAUUAUUAUUAUUAUUAUUAUUAUUAUUAUUAUUUGCAACUCUUUAAUGACACCACAAUGUUUUUAGCCAAGUGUGGAGAUACUUUAGAACAGUAGAUUCCAAUGAAUUUCAGAUUCAAAAGCUCUGUCUCAAAUCCAGAGGUGAAAGUAACUUUAAUUUCUUACCGGUACUGUAUUAUUGUUGAGUCGUCGUACUUAAAAAAAAUAAAAAUAAAUAAUAAUAAAAAAAAGAAAAAACAAAUAAGAAGAAGAAGAAGAAGAAGAAUUGAUACCUAACAGCAGCAAAUGUUUUACCGGUACUCAGUACCAGGCUGUACCGGCUUACUUUCACCUCUGCUCAAAUCUGCAAUGAUCUACUUUAACAUACGGGUCAGACCCCCAAAUGUUCAUCUCCAAUCCACUUUACAAAUUGCUAUCCUGUGCUUGUGGGUCUGUCCAUCAAUGAAGAAAAAAAAAAGCCGGAUAGAAGCAGUAACUCGGCAUUGGUCACAGCACACUGUUGUGGGUGUGGUGGCUCGCGGGAGGAAAUGCAAUCUUGUUUGUAAUAGUAGCACUGUAUGAAAAUGUAAAACUGUAGAUGGAUCUUGCUGUAGAAUUUUAAAAUUUAUUUGCACAAUUUUCUGUACUUCUCUGUUGGUGGGAUGGUAAGUGAGGACUAGAGGAAUUCUGUUCACUGUGUUUUUUAGUGGUAUGUAAAACAUGCUUUCUGUCUAAACACGAAACACAGCACUGUUGAUGAUCUUGUCUGGAAAAAAAAAACACAUUUCCUCAAUUUUAAUGAAAAAGUCUUGAUCAUAACUGUAAAUAUGUCUGAGUUUUAAAAGUUGGGAAUAGGGAAUUGAGUCGCUGCAUUAAAAUUGAGGAAAUGAGUAGUGUACUGCAUCAUUUGCACAAAAUGCAAACAAUUGUACAUUGGGGAAACUAAAAGACGUUUAGCAGACCGUUUUGUGGAACAUUUACGAAGCAUUCGAAUCAACACCUUGACAUUUCCAGUAGCCCGACACAACAGCAAUAAUCACACUGCUGAAGAUAUCACAAUCUGUGGAAUCAGUCAGUGUUUUGGUACAAAUUAUACUCAGAAGCAAAGAGAAUGCAAGCUUAUCUUCAAACUUGGAACUUUGGAGCCUCUUGGAAUGAACAUUCUAUUCUGACAUCAUCUUAACAUCAGCAAGUUUACUGCACUUUGUUACUUUUCUUUCUACAAAGCUGAAGAAGGGCUUUUCCCUGAAACGUCCUGAAAUAAAUGAUUUUUUAAUCAUUUAAACUUUUUGUGUACAUUGCCAUAGUUGCUAGAGCUGGAAAUUCACAUGGUAUAUAGUGGCAAACAUAAGAACCCCUGAUUCUGUUUGCAAUAUGAGGUUUUUCACUUUUGCUGCCAGGAUUCGGAGGCCUUUGUUGUUUGUAUUUUUAGUAUCAAAACAUAUUAUUAUUAUUUAUUUCUUAGCAGAUGCCCUUAUCCAGGGCAACUUACAAUUGUUACAAGAUAUCGCUUUAUUUUUUUUAUACAAUUACCCAUUUAUACAGUUGGGUUUUUACUAGAGCAAUCUAGGUAAAGUACCUUGCUCAAGGGUACAGCAGCAGUGACCCCCAGCUGGGAUUGAACCCAUGACCUUCUAGUCAAGAGUCCAGAGCCCUAACCACUACUCCACACUGCUGCCCAUACUGUAGAACAAGUAUUUGUUCAGAGGCUAUGAAGUUUAAUUUAAACGUGUAGGGCUGUAUUGGGCAUGUGCUGGGCAGUUCACCAAAAAUGCAGUCAUGUACAACUGGAAUAGGUUGUGGUCCACUUUUGUUCACAAUGAUAUUGUUCUCAGAGUAUAUAGCAGUGAAACCAAUGUUAAGGUGGUGCUACUGUAAGUUUCAGUUUCCCUUCUCUUGAUUGUGUCGUGCAUUAUUGUAUUUCAUUGUGUUGUAUAUUGCUUUAAAAUUACAGCUCCUGAUUUUGUAGCUGCAAAAUCUAAAAACAACUAAAUGUCCUACUGGUUCUAUUGAAAUGAAGGAUGACCCUUAUUCCACUAGCAACUUGCUUUUUUAACAACUCACAAAGCAAAAUACUAAAAAUAUGCAAGUCACUCUCCAUAUUUUAGCUUUGGAGAGUGAUAUAUUGUAUGUUUUAGGAUUUAGUGUUGGGCAUUUUAGCUUUUUGCAUGGCUAGCCUAAGGGCUAAACACAUGAUAACCAUACUUGUAUUGUUGUAUUGAAGUAGUAAUGCUGUUAAACCUGUAAAGGCACUGGAAACGCCCAGAUUGCCUAUUAGCAGGGAUCCAAAGUGGCUUGCAACCACUCAAUCCAUUAUUAAGCAUUUAAUAAACAGAAUGAGCACAAUUACUGCUCUAAUUCAUUAAAACUUCAAAUUAAA